Messenger RNA from Penicillium lagena, 444 nucleotides. Its product is annotated as G-protein coupled receptor. Lineage: Eukaryota; Fungi; Ascomycota; Eurotiomycetes; Eurotiales; Aspergillaceae. The record is from RefSeq and is a predicted model, not a curated record. Bases 1 to 444 code for a protein of 147 amino acids. The transcript has a single exon.
AUGGGAAAUGUGGCAGAGUCUCAUGCAUGCUAUAGGUUGAUUUUCGUUGCCGCAGGCUUCAUUUACAUCUCCAUUGGAGCAGAAAUUUAUCAAAAACGCAGACAGCUCCGAAGUCUGGUUUCGCAUAGUCAGCCCACUGUCAUGAGCAUGAAAACUACGGAGGUCCACAUCGUUAGUGAGACGAUGGACAAGCUCGGUGAUAGCCCCCGGUCUCACUUAGGAGAGGACGAUUUCCCGCAAGGCCGAGGAUUUGCCCAAUAUGCAGCCAACGUCUCAUCCGUCGACCACGCGCAAACCAAGCCUGUCAAUACCAGCGCACAGAUGUCCAGUUCGGAUGCAGCCGCGUGGGCUUAUACAAAAUGUGCAAUGCUUUUCUUCGUUGCACUGCUCAUUACCUGGGUAAUUAACCAUUCACAAGCGCCCAACCCGAGAUAUCUAGGCUAA